This is a messenger RNA of Amoebophrya sp. A120, 1353 nucleotides long. The record is from the annotation of a GenBank genome assembly. Lineage: Eukaryota; Dinophyceae; Syndiniales; Amoebophryaceae.
CGUGUUUGUUGUUAAGGUUGCGCACGAAAGAAAAGUCCUCCUCUAGCGUAGUUUACUGUAUCGAGCACUUAAUAUUUCCCUGCACAAGAAGCAGUGCCAUGCCCUCCUCUGCACGGUCGUCCUCAGCGGCAAGCAGUUCGACUUCGUCACACGUGCCAUUGCGCCACCUGCCUUUCGAUGUUACCAGCGUCCCGCCCCUGCCGAACCUGGCGCGGGACCUGGUCGUGCACAGUGUGCAGCGGUUAUUUUGUCAGAAGAGCACGUUUGCUGGACCCGCCAUGGCGGAGAUAUUUGUCGCGGCGAAUUUUCAGGACGUGCGACAGGGGUACGUGCGGCUGGCGGUGCCUGCCAUGCCAACCUCCGUGUACAACGGCUUUGGGGCGGUGCACGGCGGCGCAGUGGCGACCAUCUUUGACAUCUUUACGAGCGUCGCAAUCGUGACCGCGGAAAUUGUAUUGCCGGAAGUUGACGUCAUAUGCAAGAAAAAAACUGUGUAAGUGUAAAUCUGUGAUGCAGAAAAUUUACACUUGUCAUGCUCGACAUGCAUGACCGGCUCGCUUCCUAUGUGUUUUCCCUUUGUAUCUGCGCAUAACAAGUUUGUCCUGUCAAUGUCAUGGCAGACAAACUUGUGAUGCUGUUUUCCCAAAAGACUUACACUAACACAGUUUUUUUCUUGGAUACGCCAUACCAGCAUCACCAAAAGCUGCAAACGGAGCGGUAGUAGAACAUCAAACUACAGAGCUGCAAAAACCGACGACGUCAAACAGUAAAAAGCGGCCGGGGAAUCACGUGUCGCUCAGUCUGAACUGCAGUUAUCCCCGGGGACUGCAGGUCGGAAAACCCGCCGUAUGGGAGGCCUGGGUUGAGAAAGUGGCACGGAAUGUGGUCUUCAGCAAGGGGCGGGUGGUGCAAGACGGCGUGGUCUGUUCCACCUGCGACCAUUUGAAGGCCUUCGUAGACGGCAACCCGGCCAAUAUGAAAAAGGAACAAGGUGCGACGACGAGUAAACUGUAACACUGAACAUUUAAUACCUGGUACAUAGUUCUUUGCACAUUUUUUCUAUAAGCUUUGGAACAGCUGCAACAGCCUGCUCUCAGAAGGCAGUGAGCACAUCAUGCCGGAUACAAUCGUGAUGAAAUAAACUUCCGUGCUGGCAUUGAAGAUGUCCGUGUGUUUGUUACUGAUGUGUGCCUGAUUGUGAAGAUUCCACCUGCGUACUCUGUCCUUCUGUGUGUGUGCUGUCGCAAUCAUCCACUUCGUACGCAACAGUAUUAAGAAGUGAGAACAAUCCUAGCCAGCGAAAGAACGCACCACGUUCAUUUCAUGGAUAAUUUCAUCUCUGAUGGUGAUGAC